AUGGAGAGGGAGGGCGGCCGUUGUGAUGAGGCCCAGGUGGCACGGACGUUGUGGGCCACUCCAAUUGUUUCUUUUUGCCUUCUCUCUUUCUCUCUCGUCACUACUCACAAAGCCAAGAUGUCUCUCCGUACUACUUCGGCUCUCCGCAACGUUGCGCGCCGCGCCGCGGUCGCUCCCCGUGCCAUUGCGCCGGUGAUGGUCGCUCGCCGCCACAACUCGGGCCAGGCCCCGCCUCCCCCCCCUCCCAAGUCGGGCAACGGCAUGUUCAUUGCUCUCGGUAUCGCGGCUCUCGCUGGCGGUGGCUACUACUACUACUCGCAGCAGGAGGGCGGCGCCUCGGCCACGGCUGAGAAGACCAAGGCCGACUACCAGAAGGUCUACAACGCCAUUGCCGAGGGCCUCGAGAAGGAGGGCUACGACGACGGCUCGCUCGCUCCCGUUGUUCUCCGUCUCGCCUGGCACUCGUCGGGCACUUACGACAAGGACACCAAGACUGGCGGCUCCAAUUACGCCACCAUGCGCUUCCCCGCUGAGGGAGGUCAUGGCGCCAACGCCGGCCUCAAGAUCGCCCGCGACUACAUGGAGACCAUCAAGAAGCAGUUCCCCUGGAUCUCGUACGGUGACCUCUGGACUCUUGGCGGUGUCGUCGCCGUCCAGGAGACUGGUGGCCCCGUCAUCCCCUGGCGGCCCGGCCGUAUUGACGGCUUCGAGGUGAACCAGACCCCGGACGGCCGUCUCCCGGACGCGGCGCAGGGUGCCAAGCACAUGCGCGACAUCUUCUACCGUCAGGGCUUCAACGACCGUGACAUUGUCGCUCUUUGUGGCGCCCACGCCCUCGGCCGCUGCCACAGUGACCGCUCUGGCUACGAAGGCCCCUGGACCUUCUCGCCUGUGUCCUUCUCGAACUCGUUCUACGACCUCCUCCUCAACGACGCUUGGCAGUGGAAGAAGUGGAAGGGCCCCGACCAGUACGAGGACAAGAAGACCAAGUCCCUUAUGAUGCUUCCCACCGACAUGGCGCUCAUCACCGACUCGAAGUUUAAGCCCAUUGUCCAGGAGUACGCCAAGGACGAGGAGGCCUUCUUCAAGGACUUUGCCAAGGCGUUCUCGACCAUGAUUGAGAACGGUGUCCCUACUGAGCAGUUCAAGACCAAGGAGCCCUGGAACAUGGAGUCGUCUUAA
Cutaneotrichosporon cavernicola is the source of this 1182-nucleotide messenger RNA. RefSeq lists its product as uncharacterized. The transcript has 7 exons. The coding region runs from base 1 to 1182 and encodes 393 amino acids. Gene Ontology annotation, molecular function: heme binding; peroxidase activity. Gene Ontology annotation, biological process: hydrogen peroxide catabolic process; response to reactive oxygen species; cellular response to oxidative stress. The record is from RefSeq and is a predicted model, not a curated record. NCBI's taxonomy places the organism in Eukaryota, Fungi, Basidiomycota, Tremellomycetes, Trichosporonales, Trichosporonaceae.